CCCUUCAACCGGUGUCACCCGAAUCAUUAAAGAGACCCGAUCCAAUUCUACGUUGGACGGUUUCGAAAAGGGUUUAUUGACAGAUUAAGGAUUCGAUCACGUCUUUCAUUAAUUAGGGUCGAAAUCAAGUCUCUUGAUUUACAUGUAGAUAUAUAUUUAAUUACUUUUUUUAAAAGUUGUGUUGGCUUUAAGCGUAGUUCUUCCUGCUUUCACACUUCGUAUCCACGUGUUUAAUGUAAACUUUCACCACGCAGUUCAGAUGCCUUUAUUUAACAUUCAGCGAUAUGAUGCUAACAGUAACUCAACUGGAACAGUUUCGAAAGCCACAUAUCUUUCAAGAUUAAAACAUCUCUUGCAAGAUGCAAAUAAACGCAAAGAAGAAUUAACCUCUUCUCCGUCAGCUCAGAAAACCUCAGAAAAACCUGAGCACACUGAUGAAGUUGUUGUCCAAGGAACAGCUGAAGAUGAUGGUGGUGUUACUGUGGAAGAGAUUAAAGAAGACAAAGAACAAGAAGUACAUCGCAAGAAAAAGAAGAAACACAAAGGCAAAAACAAAACACCAGGUCCCCAGGUGAAAGAAACCGAAGUUGCCCCGACGGAAGAAACUGAAAGCAAUCAAGUAUCAACUAAACAUAAAAAACGUAAAAGAAAAGGUUCUGUAAAUGAUGAUGAUGAGGCCAAUUCUUUAGGUGGUGUUGCUAAAAAACUGAAAUUUGAUCCUGAAAGUGUAGGUAAAUAUGAGGAUGAGGUGAGCGUGAAAGUGGACACAGAGGCAGAUGUGGAUGCAAAUGGCGUGAAUGAGGACCAACAUUUGGAAGUGCCCCUUGAAAAACAGAAUGGGGAUAUUAAUGAAAGCUUUACCCAAGAAGGACCACAUGAGUUUGGGGGAUUCACCAUUCUUGGAGAAUACAAAAGACAGGAAGUACAAAAGGUGUCUCGGAAAUUACCGGAUUGGCUGGUAAAUCCAAAUUUGAUAAAAACUGAUCUCUCAGAUGAAAAAAUACACAUUUCCAAAUUUGAAGGUCUUGAUGCUAAACUAAAGAAGAAGCUUCAAGAGAAUGGAGUCAAUUAUUUCUUUCCAGUGCAAUACCAGCUUCUUCCGGUUCUACUAAAGGAUGUUCGUUUUGGUGUGAAUGUCGGCUGUGGAGGAUACCGUCCUCGGGACAUCUGUUGCUCCAGCCCGACCGGGAGUGGGAAAACAUUUGCAUUCGUCCUACCAAUUCUUCAGUCACUUAAAGAUCGAGUUGUGUGUCGCGUAAGGGCUCUUGUGGUUUUACCAGCCAGGAGUCUUGCACAACAAGUCUUCAAUGUUUUCCGAACUUACGCUGCAGAUCUAAAUCUGAAGGUUAUCUUAAUUAUGGGAGAGAACAUCUUUCAAAAAGAACAAGAAUCUCUUGUUGAGAAAAGGUCUUAUGGUUAUGAAAGUUUGGCUGACAUCGUUGUGGCAACACCUGGAAAACUAGUGGACCACAUCAAUCAAACUGAAGGAUUUGAUUUAACACACCUGAGGUUCUUGGUCAUCGAUGAAGCAGAUCGUGUCUUUGAUGUUAUCAAGUAUGAUUGGUUGACCACCUUGGAGAAAGCAGUUUACAAGAUACCAGUGUCUGACUCUGUUACCAGUUGUAGACCAAAGCCUGGUCCCAUAACAAUAAAUCAGGUUUCAAAGAUAUCCACUCCGUUCCAAAAGUUGCUGUUUUCGGCAACUCUCACAGACGAUUCAGAGAAACUGAAGAAAGUGAACCUCUUCCAGCCUCGGCUGUUUCUUGCUUCUCAAAAUAUUCUCAAGAAUUCCAAUAAAUCUGGAAGGGAAUCUACUCUACCCAACGCUGAAGAACCUGGUGAUGAUAUAAAGAACCAGAAGAAUAAUGUUAACGCAGCACAAAAUAACAGAUUUAUAAUUCCAGAAAGUCUAAAGGAGGAAUACAUGAUAUGUGAUCCAUCUUCAAAAGUUGUCGCCAUAGUUCAUCUGGUCCUCGAUCGAGGUUUUCAUAGUGUGGUUUGCUUCACCAACUCCGUUGAAUCGACUCACAGACUCUGUCUUCUCCUUAAACACAUUGACAAAUUUCCAGUUGCUGAAUUUUCUUCAAGACUCAAAGCAAAAGAAAAAGAAAGUAUUUUAGCAGCAUUUUCCAAAGGUUCCAUUAGAUUAUUGGUGUGUACAGAUACAAUGGCUCGGGGAAUGGAUCUGCUUAAUAUUGACCUUGUUGUCUCUUAUGAUUACCCAAAGUUUGUGGAGACCUACAUUCAUCGUGUUGGCCGGACAGCACGAGCUGGGCACGAAGGCACUACUGUCAGUUUGUUGGAAUUUCAGCAGGUUGUUCACUUGAAAGCAAUGCGUAAACAGUGCCAAACCAAAAAUACCCUUUCUCAAAUAAAACUCACAAAUCAAAUUAGAAAACAGUAUGUCCCUCUUCUAAGCAGUGCUGUUGAAGCUCUACCUGCAUCAUUAAAGGCUGAAAACAAGAAAAACCAACCAAAUAAGAAAACUUUACAGAAGAGCAAAACUUAAAUAAAUCGCAUCACACUGAG
Messenger RNA from Octopus sinensis (East Asian common octopus), 2529 nucleotides. Its product is annotated as ATP-dependent RNA helicase DDX51. Gene Ontology annotation, cellular component: nucleus. Bases 260 to 2509 code for a protein of 749 amino acids. The record is from RefSeq and is a predicted model, not a curated record. Gene Ontology annotation, molecular function: ATP binding; nucleic acid binding. The transcript is spliced from 17 exons. NCBI's taxonomy places the organism in Eukaryota, Metazoa, Mollusca, Cephalopoda, Octopoda, Octopodidae.